UUUUUCUAACACCCCUUGUGUCCGUUAUGGUAUGUCCAUUUAAUAUAUUAGAGAUUAUGGUAACAUAUGAUGUUCGAUUCAAUAAACUGAUCAUUCAAUGUAACCUACACCGGUUUCAUUUAUUGCCUGUGUUCUCUGGUCCGCGAAUUACUUAAAAAUAUCACGGUUAAACUUUUAAAUUCUUCUUAGAAUAUAUUCUUCUGUAAAAUUUAAUCUUUAGUCAACCCAAUAACCAAGGAAUGUUUGAGUCGUAAUUUAUUCGUGUAGUAUUAGUUUUUUGUGGAUAUUACAAGAAUGAAUGACCAUCGACUAAAACAUGAUAACGCUGAACUACACGUGGUAUGAAAAUAACAAUGAUGGUGAUGAUACUGGCGUUGAACUACACAUAACAAUGAUGAAGAUAACACUGAACUGGGCGUGCUGUGAUAGUAAAAUGAUGAUGAUAAUAACGUUGAACUAUGUGUAGUAUGAUAAUAACGUUGAACUGUAUAUGGUAUGAUAAUAACGUUGGAUAUAUGCAGUAUCAUAACAACACUUACAGCAUAUUAAUACCUAUGAUAAUAACUAUGAUAAUGCCGUCGAACAAUAUUUAGGAAACUCUGAGUAAAAUGGGAGAAAAAAGCAAGUAACGCCCACUUUCUGUCAAUUAUUUAUUUAUAAAUUAAAUUCUCGGUGGUGUAAAAACAAUGACUAUAAAAUCUCAACUCAUUCUCAGGUUUAUUUUUUCAUUAUGUUUUAUUUGGUUUUUGAUGGUGGGCGUUUUCUUGUUUACAGAGACUAACGUCAAACAGUUUGAAAAUGUGGGUAUAGGGCAGUUGAAGGAAAGGGGGGAGGAAGGGACGUUAAAUGAAGGGAGUCGAGUUGUGAGUGCAGACAUAUUUGAUAUUAGUACACAAAACCAUGAAAACUCUCUAUAUAGCGCUGAACAUAUUUUGAUCGAUAAUGAAGAUCUCCAAAGUAAGAAACAACUGCCUGGCGAUCUACAAGAAUAUAAUCCUAAUGAAAAAAACAUUGACAAUAAAAUCAGUCAUGUCAGUGGUGAUAUAGCAGUUUUACAAGAUGUGAAUGAACUUCCACAAUCAACGGAGCAGACCAAUGGUAGGAACGAUGUGGAAACGGGAAUUGUAAGUAAUAAAUUUGAACUUAGAAAAUCCAAUAAAAAUCUUAUCCACGAAGAAUCCGUGGAAAUAAACGAUUCACCAGUUCAAAGCAUAACUUUGAAAUAUUUACAAGGGGGCAUUCCUCGAAAAGCAACGGAACAGAAUGGUUGGAUAAAUGUUUUACCGGAAGAUACUGCUAUGGAAAAUGGUCAAAGUGAAGAUACGGGUACCAUAAUGGUAGCAGGUCUUGCUUCCGAUAGAAAACAAGCUUUUGGUGAAAUGGGACAACCUGUAAAUAUAAAUGUAGAACAGCUCAACCAGACAGAAAGAGACAGAUACCAAGCCUUGUUUAAAAGAAAUUAUUUCAAUGAAUAUGCCAGCGAGAAAAUUUCUCUCCAUAGAACUCUCCCGGAUAAACGGGACGAAAGUUGCUUAACGAAAAUUUAUGGAAAAAACUUACCAGACACUGCUAUUAUCAUCUGUUUUCAUAAUGAGGCUUGGUCGACUCUGUUACGAACUGUUCAUAGUGUGUUGGAUCGAUCACCGCCACAUCUAGUACGAGAAAUCAUUCUGAUAGAUGACUUCUCAGACUUAGAUCAUCUCAAAGCACCAUUGGAUAACUACAUCUCCACACUACCAAAAGUUCGGUUAAUCCGGCUACCACAAAGAGAAGGUUUAAUCCGGGCACGGUUAGUUGGGUAUCGAAAUGCCACAGCACCGGUACUGACAUUCCUAGACUCGCACGUAGAGUGCCUGAUUGGUUGGCUGGAACCGUUAUUUACAUUUUAG
Molecule: messenger RNA, 1889 nt
Organism: Patella vulgata (common limpet)
Lineage: Eukaryota; Metazoa; Mollusca; Gastropoda; Patellidae
Exons: 6
Coding region: 687-1889 (400 amino acids)
Cellular component (GO): Golgi apparatus
Source: RefSeq, a predicted model, not a curated record